UUAAUUCUUUCACACAGUUUCACACUAACUCAGUACUGUUUCACUCUCUCUCUCUCUCCUACUCAUCAAUUUCAUAAGGAGCCAAACCAAGUUCACAUGUCUUUGUUUUCUUGUGAAUAAAGAUAAGUUUUUUACUCAAUAUAGUUGUAUAUCAUCUCCUCACUCAAUAAUCUUUAAUUUCCCUUUUGUUAUCCACUCACUCAACAAACUCACCUCCUAUACUGUGUGAAUGUGAUAAAUGGUCUCAGCUCAAAAACUAAACUAUUCAUAAAGAACCAAUCUUGGCUUGUUUGGGAGUCUUCAUCUCAUCUCAACUCAUUCUCAUCAUCUCCAAAACUUUCUCAAUGAAGUCAAUAGUACUACUAUUCUUUGUUGUUUCUUCCUGCAUUUUCAUAAAGUCUCUUCUUUUAGAGGCUAGGCAAGUUAAAUCCAACUCUCACAUUGUUGUAAUGGGUUUUGUUUACUGUGACAUUUGCCAUAACAACACCUUCUCCAAACACAGUUACUUUUUACCAGGUGCAGAAGUUAAAGUAGAUUGCAUAUUCAAAGCAAUUUCACCAAGAACAGCAGAACAGAUAUCAUUCUCAGUGAACAGAACAACAAACAAGCAUGGACUUUACAAGAUGGAAAUACCAUCUGUUGAGGGUAUUAAAUGUGCUGCUGAAGAAUCAGCCAUAGUUAAUUCAUGUCAGGCAAGCUUAAUAGGGAGUUCUUCUUCUUCAUGCAAUGUUCCUGGUUAUAAAGUCACUUCAGAUCAAAUAACAGUCAAAUCUAAAGGAGCCAAUCUAUGCAUUUAUAGCUUAAAUGCUUUAAACUUCAAACCAUUAAAGAAAGAGACUAAAUUAUGUGGGAAAUCAAAAAAAUAAGUUUUUCUUUUCAAUAUAUAGUCUCACUAUUCCCAUUUUUCUUUUCCCUUUAUGUGUUUGUGUGUUUAGUUGGUUUUAGCUAUUAUAUAUACAUAUAUAUUGAUGAUACAUGUAUAGUUUUUGGUUGAAGAAAAAGCAUUGAUUUUCCCCUUUUUCCUAUUUUGGAUUCUCAGUAGAAAGAUAUGCUUUCACUGAUUGUGUCAAAUUUACAAAUAUGAUUUUGUAAGGUUUUAAGGCUCAAGCCAAAACAAUAUCAUUUAAAGGCAAGCUUUUAUUAUUUUA
This is a messenger RNA of Cannabis sativa, 1148 nucleotides long. RefSeq names its product major pollen allergen Ole e 1. NCBI's taxonomy places the organism in Eukaryota, Viridiplantae, Streptophyta, Magnoliopsida, Rosales, Cannabaceae. The record is from RefSeq and is a predicted model, not a curated record. The transcript has 2 exons. The coding region runs from base 345 to 866 and encodes 173 amino acids.